AUGCUCAUUUUUGAUGCUAAUGAAGACCAAGAGUCUGUUGAUAGAUCUAUGGAGGAAUUACGGUUGGGGACAUCACUUAUUAACUCAAAGGUGCAAGUUGAAUUGCAAGCCAAUGAAGGAAACUGGCAAGCACUUGCAAAAACAUUGGGGAUGAUUCAGAGUGAACAGGCCAGCUUGAAGAAGAAUAUUGAAGAUCUGCAGGGAAAAAACAAAAGAAUUGAGUCUUCUAUACAUGAAUAUGAUCAAAACCAGAAGAGGCAACUUUCAGAAUUGCAAGAGCUUUGUGCUGUUUUUUCCCAGGAUAAAAGUAACUUCCACAACUACCAACAUAGGGAAGCUUCCAAACUUGAAAAAAUUCUAGAGCUGUGCAUGGAUAUGAAGACACGGAUUGAUGAAAGACUGGGUAGGUUUCCUUAUCCAGAAGCUCUCAUUACAUUUUUCUGGUAG
Messenger RNA from Melampsora larici-populina 98AG31, 447 nucleotides. RefSeq lists its product as uncharacterized. The transcript is spliced from 3 exons. The record is from RefSeq and is a predicted model, not a curated record. NCBI's taxonomy places the organism in Eukaryota, Fungi, Basidiomycota, Pucciniomycetes, Pucciniales, Melampsoraceae. The coding region runs from base 1 to 447 and encodes 148 amino acids.